AAAAUUAAUUCAAUCCCAAAUAUCAUCAGUCCUCAGUCACCUGCGGCUGCGAAACCCAUAAACCCUUAAUCUGAGUUGUCUCCAUCCUUCUUCCUAAAACCCUCGUCACAUCUCUCCUUCCCUUUGGAACAUAUUAACAAACACAUCAUGAGCUCUUUCACCAGCGGCACCACCAACUUCGACAAUCUCCUCCUCCAGACCUUGAUGGGCCGUCUACAAAUCCAACCACCACUACGACACAACAACCCUCUUCCUUCCCAAUCCCUCGAAGACCUCCUCUUCCACGCUGCCAAUCUCUCUGAUUCCGACGAUGAUGGCAACGAAAACAAGACCCAGCUCGCCAAAGAAGAAUCUAAGCUCGAGAAGGAUAUUAUUCGCCUCAUCCUCUCGGGAAACACUGAUUCCUUGAAACCCAACUCGGGCCAGGCGGUGACAAUAGGGGAGCACCAUAUUUGUGUUGCAUUUCAUGAGGAGAAAGGAUCGGAUUAUCGGGUAUGGGAGUGGCACGGCCAUAUAAUGUUGUUUGAUGAGGAGAAUGGGUACACGCCUGAGUAUAUAUAUGGGAAUUACUUUGAGAGAUUGCAGGGGAAGACUCGCGGGCCCACGAAAGAGGAACUGGAGGAGGAGGACGAGGAUGAGGAGGAAAAGGUGGAUAUAGUGGGGAACAAGGGUCUUAGGGAGUUGAUCGAUACAGGGGAUUCAUGUGGAGCUCGCAUUCUUCACCGGAAUAUCAAUGCGGGCUCGCCAAAGUUUUAGCUGAGAGAAUGACUUGUUUAAAGCAAGAAGUUUAUGUGUUGAAGUGGAAGGCUGCUUUCAGGAUCACUUAGUGUCUCAUCCCAAUUGCCCGCCGCAAAUUGGGGUACUGUAGAUCAUUUGCGCAGUUACUGGCACUCAUCUGGUGCCUGCUGUAGUUUCUCUAUUUUGAGUGAAAAUAUAUGUUGGACAGACUGACCGACCACAGUAGUUGGUUUUUUAUUCUGAGACAUUGUUUAGUUUGAUAACUUUUUUGAUUUAAAAAGCUUAAAUUUGUGCAUCAAUUCAGACAUGUAAACCCUUGUUGUGCCAGUGGAGUUGGUUGGUAUAUAUUUUCAUUUGUGUGUUGAUAGUA
Molecule: messenger RNA, 1108 nt
Organism: Tripterygium wilfordii
Lineage: Eukaryota; Viridiplantae; Streptophyta; Magnoliopsida; Celastrales; Celastraceae
Exons: 2
Coding region: 148-756 (202 amino acids)
Source: RefSeq, a predicted model, not a curated record